GUGUUUGUUCCACCAGCCGCUGCCAAACAGAAAUAGGUUGCUCUGUUGCCAUAUCCCGAAUUAGACAUGGCUGCGACCGGAGUUCUCCCCUUUAUCCGGGGAGUAGACCUGAGUGGGAAUGACUUUAAGGGGGGCUAUUUUCCUGAACAUGUCAAGUCUAUGACCAGUUUGCGAUGGCUGAAGCUGAACAGAACGGGCCUUUGCUAUCUUCCAGAGGAACUAGCCUCCCUACAGAAACUGGAACAUUUGUCUGUGAGUCACAACAGUCUCACAACGCUGCAUGGAGAAUUGUCAAGUCUUCCCAAUCUGAGGGCGGUUGUGGCCAGAGCAAACAACCUGAAGAACUCCGGUGUUCCUGAUGAUAUUUUUCAGCUGGAUGAUCUUUCUGUGCUGGAUCUGAGCUACAACCAACUAACCGAAAUCCCCCGGGACUUGGAGAACUCCAGAAACAUGUUGGUUUUAAAUCUCAGUCACAAUAGCAUUGAUAACAUACCGAAUCAGCUGUUCAUUAACCUCACUGAUCUGCUGUACCUGGACCUAAGUGACAAUAAUUUGGACAGUCUGCCGCCUCAGAUGAGACGCUUGGUCCAUUUACAGACCCUCAUACUCAACAACAAUCCGCUGAUGCAUGCACAGAUGAGGCAGUUACCAGCUAUGGUGGCUCUUCAGACCCUCCAUUUAAGGAACACGCAGCGUACUCAAAAUAAUAUGCCCACCAGUUUGGAGGGUCUCCUCAAUCUAGCAGAUGUGGACUUGUCCUGUAAUGAUCUGACGCGGGUUCCAGAAUGCUUGUAUUCUCUGGCUAAUCUUAAACGGCUGAAUCUGAGCAGCAAUCAGAUAUCUGAACUGUCACUGUGCAUAGAUCAGUGGACCAAACUCGAGACGCUCAACCUUUCUAGAAAUCAGCUCACAUCUCUGCCUUCUGCUAUUUGCAAGCUGUCCAAGCUGAAGAAGCUUUACGUCAACUCCAACAAAAUCGAUUUUGAUGGCCUUCCGUCUGGUGUGGGAAAAUUAUCUAACCUUGUUGAGUUCAUGGCUGCAAAUAAUAAUUUGGAGCUUGUUCCAGAAGGGCUGUGCAGGUGUGGGAAGUUAAAAAAGCUGGUUUUGAACAAGAACCGGCUUGUGACCUUACCAGAGGCCAUCCAUUUCCUCACAGAGCUGGAGGUUUUGGACGUUCGUGAGAAUCCAAAUCUUGUCAUGCCCCCUAAACCAGUGGACAGGACAGCAGAGUGGUACAACAUAGACUUUUCGCUGCAGAACCAGCUACGAUUAGCUGGUGCUUCUCCAGCCACUGUAGCAGCAGCUGGUGGAGGAAAUAGUCCAAGAGACCAUAUGGCCAGGAAAAUGAGGCUGAGGAGACGCAAGGACUCAGCCCAGGAUGAUCAGGCUAAACAGGUGCUGAAGGGAAUGUCAGACGUGGCUCAGGAGAAGAACAAAUCCAUUGAGGAGAACGGAGACUUGAAAUACUCUGAUCUGAAAACCAAGCGCUGGGAUAAAAACCUGGAGAAGCCUCAGCUGGAUUACUCUGAGUUCUUCUUGGAGGAUGUGGGCCAGAUCCCUGGCGUUUCGAUUUGGCAGAUAGAAAACUUUAUACCCAUCCAGGUGGACGAGGCCUUCCAUGGGAAGUUCUAUGAGGCAGACUGUUACAUCAUUCUCAAGACAUUCUUGGAUGAAAAUGGAGCUCUAAACUGGCAAAUCUUUUAUUGGAUUGGGCAAGAUGCUACUCUUGAUAAGAAAGCCGGCUCUGCCAUCCAUGCUGUCAAUCUCCGUAAUUAUUUGGGGGCAGAGUGCAGGACUAUCAGAGAGGAAAUGGGAGACGAGAGUGAAGAAUUCACUGCGGUGUUUGAUCAUGAAAUCUCCUACAUUGAGGGCGGAACAGCCAGUGGAUUUUACACAGUAGAGGACACGCAAUAUCCAACCAGGUUGUACAGGAUUUAUGGGAAAAAGAACAUCAGAUUAGAGUCUGUGCCUCUGAAAGCGUCAUCACUCGACCCACGAUUUGUCUUUUUGUUGGACACUGGUCUUGAAAUAUAUAUUUGGAGAGGAGGCAAUGCAACACUCGGUGGUACUACAAAAGCAAGGUUAUUUGCUGAGAAAAUCAACAAAAAUGAGCGAAAAGGCAAAGCAGAGAUAACAACUUUGAUGCAAAAUCAAGAACCGCCAGAAUUCUGGGAAGUUCUUGGAGGACAGCCGGAGGAAAUCAAGAAACAUGUGCCUGAUGACUUCACUCCUAUCAGACCCAAGCUCUAUAAGGUUGGCUUGGGCUUGGGAUACCUUGAACUUCCUCAGAUCAACUACAAACUCUCUGUGGAGCACAAAGACAAGCUCAAACUAGAUGUUGUCCCAGAACUCAGACUGGUACAAGGUCUUUUGGACACUAAAGGGGUCUACAUCUUGGAUUGCUGGUCUGAUGUGUUCAUUUGGAUUGGCCGUAAGUCUCCGCGUCUUGUAAGGGCAGCUGCGUUGAAGCUGGGUCAGGAGGUUUGCGGAAUGCUCCAUCGGCCAAAACAUGCUGUGGUCAUCCGUAAUCUGGAGGGCACCGAAUGCCAGGUCUUCAAAUCCAAGUUCAAGAAUUGGGAUGAUGUGCUGAAGGUGGAUUAUACCAGGAAUGCAGAGAGCGUGAAGCAGGAGGCAGGUUUGUCUGGAAAAGUGAAGAAGGAUGCAGAGCAGAAGGACCAGAUGAAAGCUGACCUGACUGCUCUGUUCCUGCCUAGACAACCAGCCAUGCCCCUCACAGAGGCGGAGCAGAUGAUGGAGGAGUGGAACGAGGAUUUGGAUGGCAUGGAGGGAUUCGUUCUGGAGGGGAAGAAGUUUGCUCGUUUACCAGAAGAAGAGUUCGGUCACUUUCACACUCAGGACUGCUAUGUGUUUCUCUGCAGGUACUGGGUGCCAGUGGAGUAUGAGGAUGAUAAGGAGAAAGGCAAAGAGAAAGGAGAAGAGGGAGACGAUGAGGACAAACAGACUGAAGAAGACUUCCAGUGUGUGGUUUACUUCUGGCAGGGCCGUGAAGCCUCCAACAUGGGCUGGCUGACCUUUACCUUCAGCCUGCAGAAGAAGUUUGAGAGCUUGUUUCCAGGAAAACUAGAGGUUGUGAGGAUGACGCAGCAGCAGGAGAAUCUCAAGUUCUUGUCACACUUCAAGAGGAAGUUCAUCAUCCAUAAAGGCAAGAGGAAGCUAAAAGUGGACAGUGUGCAGCCAAGCUUGUAUCACAUCAGGACAAAUGGAAGCGCACUAUGCACCAGGACUAUUCAAAUAGCCACAGACUCCAGUAACCUAAACUCUGAAUUCUGCUUCAUAUUGAAAGUGCCAUUUGAAAGUACAGACAAUCAGGGAAUAGUGUACACAUGGGUGGGCCGAGCAGCAGAUCCAGACGAAGCCAAACUGGCAGAGGACAUCAUGAACACCAUGUUUGAUGACACCUACAGCAAACAGGUGAUAAAUGAAGGAGAAGAGCCAGAAAAUUUCUUCUGGGUUGGCAUUGGCUCACAGAAAACGUAUGAUGAGGAUGCAGAGUACAUGAAAUAUGCUAGAUUGUUUAGGUGCUCAAAUGAGAAAGGCUACUUUGCUGUAUCAGAGAAGUGCUCAGACUUCUGCCAAGAUGACCUGGCUGAUGAUGACAUCAUGCUUCUGGACAAUGGGAAAGAGGUUUACAUGUGGGUUGGCACACAGACAAGCCAAGUGGAGAUUAAACUGAGCUUGAAGGCUUGUCAGGUCUAUAUUCAACACAUGAGGUCUAAGGAUACGGAGCACCCCAGAAAACUGCGCCUGGUUCGCAAGGGCAACGAGCCUCACUGUUUCACCCGCUGUUUCCACGCAUGGAGCGCCUUCAAGACGGCCCCCGCAUAAAUCAGCAAAGUCUGUCUGAAUACAGUACGAGCAUUCAGAAAACAAACAGCACACACACAGCAGACUCUCCAUUAUUAAUGUGCAAUGCAUCACUCUCUUUAAAAAGCUCACGUACGUGUUUGCUAGUUGAAGCAAUAUUAUCGAAUUUUUAUAUUUCUGGGUAGAUUUAAGAGUCUAAACGAUACAGCACUGGGGGGGUAAGUACCCAGCAAGUUUUUUUGUUUUUAAAAGAUGUCUAAUAGACGUCUAAACAUCGUCUUAGCUAAAACAAGGCUAAACUUGGGCUGUCAGUGACAAUCUAAUAGACAUCUAAUAAAAAUAGGCCAAAACUAGACUAGUCAUCAAAUAAACAGAAAUGAAUGACUAUACAUAUGAAGUCUGUCUAUUUGAAGUCUAGUUUUUGGCUAAUCUUAGACGUCUAUUAGAUUUUCACAAGUUUAGCCUUGUUUUAGCCACUCUGUCUACGUUUAGAUGUCUAUUAGACAUCUAUUAAACAGAAAAGUGUUUGCUGGGGCAUUUCCUCGAGAGAUUGGAUGCUGUAUUCCUGAAGGGACGAGUUUUAGAGGAACAUAUCGAUUGAGGGAGAGUCUACUUUUUGUUUUAAAAGCCGUCUGGCUGCACAAUUGUUGUGAAUUGUCAUCUGUUUACAUUUUCUAAAUUCUGCAGCAGAUCUCUUCAAGAUGGCUCAUAUCAUUUGUUCUGGGUUCAUGUUCUUAAGUUUUAUUUCGUAGAUGCAUAUCACACUUAUUGCCAAGGCUUUCAGGUAUUGGAAGUUCAACACCCGGGUCAGUUUUUGUUGCUGAUUUGGUGCCUCUCACAACAGUUUUUUAAUGAUGUUUGCCUUUGAAUGUUUCAUUCCAUCAGCCUGAUCUAUAUUUCGCUUCACUGUUGGGAUGUUGACUUGCCAAUGCUGAUGGAACAAUGAAUUGCACAGUUCAUGUGGGAUGUUAUUUCAUUUAUGAUAUAGUUUAUGCUUUUAUGCCCUUAAACUGCCCUGUACAUGUACAUCCAUACCAAUGCAGCAGUCGGCUGGGUUGAACCCGUCGAUUUUAAUUCAAAUCACAAUCUGUAAUGGCUAAUACCGACGAUACAGUUUGGUCUUCACAUAUCAAGGCUGAUUUAGCCGUUUAGCCGACACUGUUUCAUCAAACGCAGAUUGUGCUGUUUUUUUUUUUUUAAUGAAAGAAAAACUUCAUGGUCCUAUGUACGGAUCACUUCAUAGUUUUUGCUUUUUUGAGUAUUUGUUGAUCUUGGACAGGGAAAUUUGUUUAGCCAAGGAAAUGAAUAUUCUUAUUUUAAUUAUGCUAAUCAAAUUUAUGACGGUCAUAAAAGGGAUUAGGUAGAGGUAAAACGCGUUUUUUGAUAUUGAAGGUGAGUUCCCCUGUUCUGUUUCUUUUUGUCACAGCAGCUUUUUUUGUCUGCAUAAUAUAUAUAAAUGUAUUUCUAUGUGUACAAAUAUUUUCUGCCACUUAUUUCACCUGCAGAUGCUCUAUUUAUGUAUUUUGUAUUGAAUAAAGUUUCAUCGCACAUCUGUAUGGAA
Danio aesculapii is the source of this 5386-nucleotide messenger RNA. It is a transcript of the gene flii, whose product is annotated as FLII actin remodeling protein. The transcript has 30 exons. Lineage: Eukaryota; Metazoa; Chordata; Actinopteri; Cypriniformes; Danionidae. The record is from RefSeq and is a predicted model, not a curated record. Gene Ontology annotation, biological process: actin filament severing; myofibril assembly; actin polymerization or depolymerization. Gene Ontology annotation, cellular component: actin cytoskeleton; nucleus; cytoplasm. The coding region runs from base 67 to 3846 and encodes 1259 amino acids. Gene Ontology annotation, molecular function: actin filament binding; phosphatidylinositol-4,5-bisphosphate binding.